Molecule: messenger RNA, 741 nt
Organism: Aureobasidium vineae
Lineage: Eukaryota; Fungi; Ascomycota; Dothideomycetes; Dothideales; Saccotheciaceae
Source: the annotation of a GenBank genome assembly
AUGUCUGGUCUCUAUAUCAAUUCUACUCCCUCCGCAGUCUCCGAGGCUAUGGGUAUCCAUCUCUUGACCUUUAGCACGCCCAACGGCCAGAAAGUACAGAUCCUGCUUGAAGAACUUGCCCUCCUCUACGGUGUUAUAUGGACGACUUCGUUCAUCAAGCUCAUGCAGAAUGAACAGAAAGAGGACUGGUUCUUGAGACUGAAUCCCAACGGCAAGAUUCCAGUCAUCGUCGACAACACCAGCAAAGACAACCCCACACCUGUCAUGGAAACAUCAGCCCAGUUGCUCUAUCUCGCCGAAAAGUACGACAAGGACUACGCACUGACUUUCCAAGAUUCACAUGAGCGCAAUCAAAUGAUGCAAUGGCUCUUCUUUUGGCAUGGUUCCGGCGCACCUCCCUACGGCCAACUCAUGUUCUUUGGCAGAUUCUCAAAGGAAAAGGUUCCCGCAGCCUUUGAGCGAUUCCGCAAUGAGACUCUGCGUGUGUUUGGUGUGCUCGAGCUUCACCUCUCGGGAGCGAACAGUGACGGACAGCCAAGAGAAUACCUGGCUGGAUCUGGAAAGGGAAAGUACAGUCUUGCAGAUAUUGGAACUUGGCCUUGGGUUGCAAAAUGGGAGUUUGCUCAAUUCGAAAAGAAGGAUAUGGAUGCUUUCCCUAAUGUACUUGCUUGGCUUGAGCGUAUUGGACAGAGGGAGGCUGUCAAGACCGGUACUGGAGACAAGUACCAGAGUAAGUUCUGA